This is a messenger RNA of Thermothielavioides terrestris NRRL 8126, 1564 nucleotides long. RefSeq lists its product as uncharacterized. Bases 214 to 1383 code for a protein of 389 amino acids. Lineage: Eukaryota; Fungi; Ascomycota; Sordariomycetes; Sordariales; Chaetomiaceae. Gene Ontology annotation, molecular function: S-methyl-5-thioribose-1-phosphate isomerase activity. The record is from RefSeq and is a predicted model, not a curated record. The transcript is spliced from 3 exons.
CCACAGCGGGGCAUAUCGCGGGCGGUCGAGGUCGAGGUCCCCAGGAGAGACAUUUUCACUUUCAGCAGACCUUCUCCCUGCAUUUCGCUCGUUGAAUUGAGUGAACUGUAUAUUGAUAUUUUGCGAAUCGCUCACAUAUACCCAUUUUGCACUCGCUGAUUUUCCUCAAAUUCACAGUUCUGCGAACCAAACUUCCAGGUUCCUUUGGCCGCCAUGGCAACCCUCCAGGCGAUCAAGUAUUCGCGGGGCAAGCUGUUAGUGCUGGAUCAGCUCAGACUGCCCCACGAACACCACUACGAUGAGGUGUCGACGGCCGAAGAAGCCUUUGACUGCAUCCGGUCCAUGCGAGUAAGGGGGGCGCCGGCGAUCGCCAUCGUGGCCGCUCUGGCGCAUGCGGUGGAGUUGCACAACGGGAGCUGCACCGCAACGACGCCCGAAGACACCAUCGCCUACAUCGAGUCGCGGCUGGACUUCCUCAAGGAGAGCCGGCCGACCGCCGUCGACCUCUCCAAUGCCAUCGCGCUGCUCAAGCUGGCUGCGCGGGCCGCCAAGCUCGAGGGGCUGGCGCACCCCGAGGCCAAGGAAGCCAUCCUGAACUCGUACAUCGAGGCGGCCGAGAACAUCCUCGCCAAGGAUCUCGAGAACAACACGUCGAUCGGCUCGUUCGGCGCCGCCUGGCUGCAGCAGCAGUUCGACGCCUCGCCGGACCGCCGCAUCUCAGUGCUCACGCACUGCAACACGGGCUCGCUGGCCACGUCGGGCCACGGCACCGCGCUCGGCAUCAUCCGCACGCUGCACGCCCGGGGCCUGCUCCGGCACGCCUACUGCACCGAGACGCGGCCGUACAACCAGGGCAGCCGGCUGACCUCGUUCGAGCUGGUCUUCGAGGGCAUCCCGGCGACGCUGGUCACCGACAGCAUGGCGGGCGCGCUGUUCGCGCAGCACCGCGAGCGCAUGAACAUCGGCGCCGUCAUCGUCGGCGCCGACCGCGUCGUGCGCAACGGCGACACCGCCAACAAGAUCGGCACCUACGCGCUGGCCGUGCUGGCGCGGCACCACGGCAUCAAGUUCGUCGUGGCCGCCCCGACGACGAGCAUCGACCUCGACACCGAGACGGGCGCCGGCAUCAAGAUCGAGGAGCGCAAGCCCGAGGAGCUGACGCAGAUCAGCGGCGCCGUCGUCAACGCCGACGGGAGCAUCGAUCCGAGCAGGACCGCCAGGGUCGCCAUUGCCGACCAGCGGAUCGCGGUGUGGAACCCGGCCUUUGAUGUCACGCCUCACGCGCUGAUCGACGCCAUCGUGACCGAGCGGGGCACCGUCGUGAAGGGGGCGGACGGCAGGUUCGACUUUAGCCAGGUGCUGCCCGAGAGGUGGCGCUGGUAGGAUAUGUCGAUUCCAGACGAGAAGGGAAGGAUGCGGGAUAGAUUGCGGCUUGUCUUUAGUAUAGAUUUUAGACAAGGGAAUACUCGUACAUUUCUGGUCACCUACCACUCACCCAGCUCUUGGUUGCGAUCCCGUCCCGAGCCAAUAAGUAGUGCAACAACACCGGUUUGCUUGAGGCUCC